UAUACUGUGGCAAAUUACUGUAUUUUUUUUAUAUCAAAAUGAACUACGAUUUGAAUUUAAUUUUAUUUUUAAUGGAAAUUCAAUUAGCUCAACAGAUUUCAAUGACAAAACGUCAAGAAAGAAAUCUAAAAUUUAUCCAAAUGAUAAAUGAAAUACCAACACUUGAACCAAGUAUAAUUUCAAAUGUUGAAGAAUUAGUCAACUCUAUUAAAACUAACAAUGAUUUUAAUUUGACAACAAUAGAUGCUGUUGCUGAAAAGCUAAGGAAAAUGAGAUGUUCGUACUCUUUGCUAGCCCUUUAUCUAAUAUAUCACGUUGAAUUAGACAAACAUGACGAGCGCCAGUUGGAUUACAUUCAACUAGAAAUAUUCAGUGACAUUUUACAUCGUAUUCUUUCUAUAUUUUAUUACAUACCGACCCCUGGUGUUCAAGGUAUUUGGACGGCUUCAAUAACUAUUGAUGCCUUAUGUGCUGGAAAAAUAUUAUAUAAUGAAAUUGAUUUUAAUAAAAUUCAAAUUGAAUUAUUUACAUAUUGUUCUAAAUGUUACAAAACUGUUCACUUACCAGAAGCACCAUUAAAAUUUUUUGAUUAUAAAAAUAAAGGUUAUACAGAAAAGUAUGCUAAUAAAUUAUCUGACAAAUUGAUAUUGUCGCAAUAUGUUUACCCUGAAUCAUUUGACGAUUUCUAUAAAUUUGCACAAAACACAAACAUUUUCAGUUUUAUUUGGAAAGAUUCUCACAAUAAGGAUACAUUCAAACCACCUAUUACUCAAUACGAUACUUUUUUGCUUGACAGAUCUUUCAAUUAUUUGAUGAGCAAUUGGAAAAACGACUAUUUCAGUUUGAUUCCAUAUACCUUCACUAUAAGAAAUAAUGUGUUACUAGUUAUGUACUAUUCUAUAGUACGACAUUUUGUUUAUAUUAUACAGAUAUAUCAUCAAGUUUAUAAUAAUAAACAUUGUAAUGAAAAUGAAUUUUUGGAAUUGUUUCAAAUUCCAUUGGAGAUUUUGAUAAAAAUAGGUAAAUUUAUUGAUUUUGAUACAAAUAAAAAUUUUCAAGAAGUUAUAGAUAUGUUGUCUACCACUGGUAAUUUUAUUAAUAUAGAGGAUAUAGAAAAUUUAACUAAAGAAAUGUUGAAAAUAUAUGAUUAUUUUAGUUAUAAAUUCAAUUCACUUUAUUUAGAUUAUACUAAAAUGAAAUCCUCUUUAGUUAUACAAAUUCCAUUUGAUUUUUCAAAAACUAAAAAUCAGUUGCAACGGUUCGCUAAUGAUAUGAAGGACUACUAUUUGAAUGUAAAGCGUGAGAUGUCACCAGUUAAAUUUACCAUAUUAAAAGGGUUUCACCUGAAAUGAUAAUUACUUGCUCUCGUAUAUUUUAAUAAGAUAUUUAUUUAUACAUAGUCGUUUAUCAUCUAUUAAUAAUGUAUUUCUAUAAUAUAAUUAUUACCUUCAAAUAUUUUAAUACUCUAUAAAAAUAUCGUUUCUUAUAAAAUGUUCAACAUUUUAUUUAUAUAACGGUUAAUAUUGCACAACAUUUUUGUAUGACUGUUUUAAUAAAUUGUAAUAACUGGUAACAAAUAAGUAAUAAUUAAUUAAAGUCUAAGUUGCGUUCUA
Molecule: messenger RNA, 1613 nt
Organism: Daktulosphaira vitifoliae (grape phylloxera)
Lineage: Eukaryota; Metazoa; Arthropoda; Insecta; Hemiptera; Phylloxeridae
Exons: 2
Coding region: 39-1352 (437 amino acids)
Source: RefSeq, a predicted model, not a curated record